AUGGCCAUGACCAUUACCAGUGUUUCUCAGCCCACGGAUAGUCCUGUCCCGGUGCACUUUGGCUCGGCGCAAUCCAAGCGCUGCCGAUACUUCACCCCACCUGAUGCGAGCUAUCAUGCCACCACCUCGCCAACCAGCAAGAUGGCCUGCGCGCAGCGUGGUCCCGUCAAGCGUCGCCAAAGCGAUGACCUCGACACCGAUUCAGAUGGCGAAGAAGACACGUUCACCCCCCAAGAGCCCUUGUUCAAACCGCGUUCACAGGCCCAACCCGCCUCGUCAUACUUGCCCCUCGAGUUACGCCGCCGCGCCUACCGUGCCUCCACCCACUCGCCCGUGAGCAGCCCCUCCGCGGCCGCUUCACACAGCACCGCUGGGCUCGUACCCAAGGCCGUUCCAAAACCCACGCCCAUCGUGCUCACCCUUGAGCAAGUUGAGAGCAUGAUUGAAAAGGCCGUCAAGGAUCGUGAAGAGCAGCUCGCUCAGGAAUAUAACAGCCUGCUGGCUGAAAAACUGCAAGUCAUCCCCUACUUCACGGCUCUGAUAGAGCAAUUUAAUCAGUUCCACAAAUUUAACGAGGACUUUAUUCAUCGGCGCAUGGAGGAGUCAACUUUUAGCUACAUGUCAUAA
This is a messenger RNA of Monosiga brevicollis MX1, 627 nucleotides long. RefSeq lists its product as uncharacterized. NCBI's taxonomy places the organism in Eukaryota, Choanoflagellata, Craspedida, Salpingoecidae. Gene Ontology annotation, molecular function: transcription coregulator activity. The coding region runs from base 1 to 627 and encodes 208 amino acids. The record is from RefSeq and is a predicted model, not a curated record. The transcript is spliced from 4 exons. Gene Ontology annotation, cellular component: nucleus; chromatin. Gene Ontology annotation, biological process: positive regulation of transcription by RNA polymerase II; positive regulation of innate immune response.